UCGAUCAACAGUCGUCUCAUCGUAUUUCGUGUUUCGUGCUCCUUAUUGAUCUUACGUGUUUUUAACAUACCUUGAAACAAAAUAAGAAAAUUUAUAUCGUUACCGUAUAACGAAAGUUUUAUAAAAUAAAUUGCUAGAAAAAUCAACCAAUUACAAAAUGUUUCAAUUCGGAUUUAACAUGUUUCCGGAGAUCCCACGGCCUUUCAACACUCAAUACAAAUGCUUUUCGGUGUCGAUGUUACCCGGGACUUAUCGCCAGGAUGUUGAACGCGGUGGCAAGAUAAUUAUGCCACCGUCCGCUCUGGAACAACUCACUCGACUCAAUAUUAUUUAUCCAAUGUUAUUUAAAUUGACCAAUAAAAAAACAAAUAGAAUUACUCAUUGCGGUGUGCUGGAAUUUAUUGCUGAUGAAGGCAAAGUCUAUUUACCUUAUUGGAUGAUGCAUAAUCUUUUGUUGGAAGAAGGCGAACUGCUAAAUGUGGAAAGCGUUUCAUUACCAAUUGCGACAUUUUCGCGCUUUCAGCCACAAUCGGAAGACUUUCUAGACAUUACAAAUCCAAAGGCUGUGCUGGAGAAUGGUCUACGUAGCUUUGCCUGUCUGACUACAGGCGACUUAAUCGCUAUUAAAUAUAAUCAAAAGAUUUACGAGAUGUGUGUUCUAGAGACCAGACCUGGUUCAGCAGUCAGUAUCAUUGAAUGUGAUAUGAAUGUAGAGUUUGCACCACCAGUUGGUUAUAAAGAACCAAAGAGAGAAAUAAAGAAAGAGGAAAACGAAAUGGAAGAUCUGGCCGAUUUGAUGCCAGCACCGACCGGUUUUGUGCCUUUCAAGGGUGAGGGCGUUCGGUUGGACGGCAAGAAGCGCAAAGACACACCCAGACAGGAAACUUUGGCUGCUAAACCGGUUUAUAUUCGAGGAAUACCUGAUUACGAUUAUCAGAUAGGUACUCUUAGGUUUUUGCGCAAUAUGAAGCCAACGAAUAAUAAAGAGAUAAAAGAUUCAGACGAAUUUAAGGCAUUCAGUGGCGAAGGAUUCACCCUCCUAAGGAAAUCUAGAAAAUAAGCACGAACGCGCACACUCACGCACAUACAAAUACACGAGCGUUUAUUUUUGUUUGUUUAUAGAUGAAUAAUUAAGAAUGUAUGUCUUAGAUUGAACGAAUAUUUCUUGUAAGAAUGUUUUAUUCUGGAAUGAUGUUUUUUUGUUACAAACAUGUGAUUAAAUUGCUUCAGUUAUAUUGAGAA
Messenger RNA from Camponotus floridanus (Florida carpenter ant), 1242 nucleotides. RefSeq names its product ubiquitin fusion degradation protein 1 homolog (gene Ufd1-like). The record is from RefSeq and is a predicted model, not a curated record. Lineage: Eukaryota; Metazoa; Arthropoda; Insecta; Hymenoptera; Formicidae. Bases 158 to 1060 code for a protein of 300 amino acids. The transcript has 5 exons. Gene Ontology annotation, cellular component: VCP-NPL4-UFD1 AAA ATPase complex. Gene Ontology annotation, molecular function: polyubiquitin modification-dependent protein binding.